Molecule: messenger RNA, 3163 nt
Organism: Coccinella septempunctata (seven-spotted ladybird)
Lineage: Eukaryota; Metazoa; Arthropoda; Insecta; Coleoptera; Coccinellidae
Product: myosin heavy chain, embryonic smooth muscle isoform-like
Exons: 2
Coding region: 2147-2791 (214 amino acids)
Source: RefSeq, a predicted model, not a curated record
CCAGAUGUGCGAUAUUUGAAAAUUCUGCAUCGCCUUUGUCAUAUAUGUGCCAUGUCAGUGCUACACUACUUUGGUGGGCUUAUUGCCUCAGAAACAUCAAAUCAAUGAACAAGCUUACAUACUACAAUUUGCUGAUCCUGUCAUUCGUGGAAUAGGGUUCUGUUUUUAUAUGUCGGCCUAAAAUUGUCCUUUAAUUUUUCUUUACGAUGCGAUGUUUUGUGUUGCCUGUUUCAUUCCAUUACAGUCGCCUUGUCUAACCCAGUGACUUCCUUCCUCUUGUUCCGACUGCGACUUUGAUCCGGAAGUACACCACUGCUUGUUGUAAGUGUCCUUGUAUUAUUCGUAAUAUCAUAAAUGAAUUUGAAAAUGGGGAUGAUUCUAGGCAUACAUCGUUUAUUUAUCCCUUCACUAAAGUGUUUUUUUUUAAACCACAAAACGGAUACCGUCAAACGGGGUGAAGUGGAUAUAGCGGGGUGAAGUGGAUCAACCGCGUUUUCCCGCAUAUUUUAUCGCGUAACUCAUAGACAAGACACUAAAUUGCCGCGAAAAAAAUUCUGUGUCCACUGUUACCUCCUAAGAUUGCUAACUCGUGCCUUGGAUACAAUUAUGGAUGGUUAGUUUCCUCACAAAAAAAAGUUUCGUACUCUCUCAUAUAAACAGUUUUCAAUUGUUCAACUUCAAUUAUAUAUUUUGCAAUAACUACGAUAGUUAUUCUCACCUAAACUUUUACAAGCUACAUAUAAACUAUUUGGAAUGAUAUUUCCCAUUUUGAAAUCAAAUGUACCACCAAAGUUCUUUAGGAAAAAAAUAUUUGUUACAUCACUCAAAAGUGAGGGGUGAAGUCGAUCACCAAUGAUUUAGUCAUGUUUGACCAUGUUGCGUAUAGGCCCAUAUCGCAAAAAUACCAUUUUAGUAUAUCCGCAUGCAGAGGAUAUAGCUCUUGUGAAAAGGAACCAAAUAAUUCGCAAAAUCCACCUGAAGCAAGUUACACGUGGCCGGCACAUCUUCACUCUGGAAGCCAAAGAAGAGAGAAUUGAAUCUCUACCUAUAUGAAGACUGACUAGAGUAUAGAGUACAUUCAUAUACCUUCAUUCAGUGGCGCAGCCAAGAUUUUGUUUGGGGGAGGGCGGUCUUUACACCGAACGAUCGUUCGAUGUUUGUACUAGAAAAAAAUUUGAAUUGUUGCUAUCUUUGGGGGAGGGGGAGUUGCCCACUUCCCUAGCUGCGCCAAUUUCACAGUACCUGUUGGUCUUAGGACUCAAAAUAUAUUUUUUUUUUCAUUUCAUCUGAUCCACUUCCACCCUCGUACAGCUUAAGUGAAUAUCCAUUGAUUUUUAAAAUGUGACCCACUUCACCCCAAAGUACGAGGUGAAGUGGAUCGCACUUCAACCAAGAAAAUUUGAAAAACUGUGCAGCCAAAAAUUUUGGUAAAUAGGCCAAUCGAAAGCAAAAGGAUCAUAGAAUCUAUAUUAUAAAUGCCAGCCCGCUCGCACUGAUACUUUGAAUCUUAUUGCUAAAAAAACCUCUAUUUUUGAUCCACUUCACCCCGUUUGACGGUACUCAAUCCCAUUUCCAGUGCUCAAGGUGAAGAACAUCAAACAUUUAGCUUUUGACCUGACUAACGGAUUCGUAUUUGCGCGUCAGUGUUGUCAUGUUGCCAGAAGAUCUCCCGAAGCACACCAAAGGAAGUGACGAAUUAUUGCACAAGCGUAAAUAACCUAUUCUAAAAUCCUUUUUAUUCGAUAAUCCCCUUUUCAGAAAUUUAUCUUUUCCAUGAUUGUUUACCAUUGAGCCCAAUGAGAUAUUUCUACUAUGUCACAAAUCCAUUCAUUCAAUCGUCAGCAUGUGUACGUGAAUACGCGAAUAAAUUCGGCUCGAUAAAUAUUGCUGUAAAUGGUGGAAAACUUCAUUUAAUUGGAUGAAAGUUAUACUGUUAAAAAUCGUGCAUCUGAAAUAAAAAUUAUUGUGCAAUAUUGAUGAAAAUUCCAAGAGUAAAUUGAAGGAACAUUAACAACUAAGACACCGAGAAUUCCAUUGCAAGAUAAAAAAACGGAUAUUAGCAGACAUCUGUGAUAGUAAAUAAACGAUUGAGGCGAACGACUGUGGCUUUUCGGAUAAAUAACAUACCUAAGUGAGGCGAAUUAAGAUGGCUGGAAGUCUAACGUGCAUAAUAUGCAAUAGAACUAUAGGAAAAAGUGGCUAUAAGAUCCAAUGUUGUGGAAUAUGCAAUGGGUGGGCCCAUCUUGGGUGUACAGAUAUUUCGAAAGAGGAUAUUGCCCGAAAGAAGAAAAUAGACUGGAUAUGUAAGAACUGCGAAUCACUAGAAGAGGAAGAGGAUACGGUGGAGGAAUCCCUGGAGGAGCUAACCGAAAAAUUGGAGAGAAAGAGGAGAAGUUUGGAUAAGAUGAAGAAGGAUGAAGGAGGAGGUAAUGUAGAAAAAAUGUUCAAGCAGAUCCUGAAAAAAAUUGAAACUCUCGAAGUAGCGGUUAACUUUAAUAGCAGUACAAUGGAUGAAGUAUUGAACGCUAUGGAAGAAAUGAGACGAGAAAACAAAGACCUCAGAAAGAGACAACAAAACAUGGAAUUCACUAUAGAAAAAAUGGAAAAAAAAUUAAGUAGUUUAAGGGAGCAGGUGUUACAAAACGCAGCUACAUCUGAUGCCCAAAAUAGAAGGAAAAAUAUUAUACUAAUAGGAUUAAGAAAGAAGGAGGAAAUAGCUGCAGUCUUCAACAAGCUCGAAGUCAAAGUUCCGGAGAAUGAAAUGAAAAAGAAAAGACCAAGAACAUGGUAAUACAACAGCGAAAGGUGAUGGGAGUUUUAAGUUCAAAGAGCAUGGGAUUGGAAGGAGAUGACAGAAGGAUAUAUAUAAAUGAAGAUUUACCGAAAGAAACACAGGACUUACUAAAAAAGGCGAAAGAGCUGAGAAAUUCAGGAUACAGAUACAUUUGGUCAAAGGGAAAUAAGGUUUUCUGUAGGAAGGGUGAGUACACGAAGAUAAUUCAUAUUCAGAAUAUUGAACAGGUUGAAGAGAUGAAAAAACAAAAUUAAGUUAAACAUAUUCAUUACAUUAAUACCGCAUGGAUGAAUUUGUGAGGAAUUAUCAAUUGGAGCAACCAUAUACCAGAAAUUUUCAAAUCACGGAGGAACUCAAUUUAUUUACCAA